Cavenderia fasciculata is the source of this 399-nucleotide messenger RNA. RefSeq lists its product as uncharacterized. Gene Ontology annotation, biological process: mitochondrial respiratory chain complex IV assembly. The record is from RefSeq and is a predicted model, not a curated record. The transcript has 2 exons. Lineage: Eukaryota; Evosea; Eumycetozoa; Acytosteliales; Cavenderiaceae. The coding region runs from base 1 to 399 and encodes 132 amino acids. Gene Ontology annotation, cellular component: mitochondrion; mitochondrial inner membrane.
AUGAGUGAGAGUGAUAAAGAAAAAGGAUUAUCAAAUACAUCGAUAACAGAAAAUGAAAAUAUAAACUUGUACCCUAUAAGCAAUGAACCACAAGGAUUUUGGGAUAGAUACAACCCAGCAAGAAUACCUUGUUUCAAAGAUUCAUUUCUCUAUGGUAUAGGUUCAGGUGUAACUGUCACCUUUUUAUCAUCUGUAUUCUCUAGUCAUAGAGGAAUCAAAUCAGCAGAUUUUGGUAUUAUAACAUUUGCAUUGGUAGCUGGAUGUUAUUGGCCUAUAUGUACAUAUAAUAAACAAGUUCAAGAUAAAAAAAUUAAAAUGGUUAUGGAUGCUCAAGUUGCUGAAAUGAAUAGGAGAACAAAAGAAGAAUUAUCAAAAAUUAAUAAACAACCUCCAAACUAA